GAGAAAGAGUAGAGGGAGGGAGAGAGAGGGCUGAUAGCCAAGGACAGGACACAAGAGGAGGGGUAUAGCAGUGCUAGUGUGUUUUCUCAGGGUCUUGUCAGCACAGCAUUGUGUGCGUCACAGAGAGGUGACAGCAGGCAAUACCUGCUGGUCCCAACCUAACUGCUGCUGUUGCUGCUACUGGAGGGAAACCACAAGUAGAAAAGGGGGUAGGAAGCUACAGCCAUGACAAGCCAGCAGGACUCGGGCUUCUUUGAAAUCAGCAUCAAGUCUUUGCUGAAGUCAUGGAGUGGAACCUCGCCCGUGGGGAACGGAUAUAGUAAACCUCCCAUCCCUCCAGUCUGCUGUCCUCAGGGAGAGAAGGGUCCUCCUGCCAUGAUGCCCAUCACCAUUGACCCAGAGAGCAAGCCAGGCGAGUACGUCCUCAAGAGCCUGUUUGCCAACUUCACCACCAUGUCUGAGCGCAAGAUCCGAAUAAUCAUGGCUGAACCGCUGGAAAAGCCAUUAACAAAGUCACUACAGCGGGGAGAAGAUCCUCAGUUUGACCAAUUGAUAAGCUCCAUGAGCUCUUUGGCUGAAUACAGUCUCCCUUCCAUCCUCCGCACUUUGUUUGACUGGUACAAACGACAAAAUGGAUUAGAGGAGGAGUUGCACGAGUACCGCCCAAGAGCCAACACCAAGGCCAAAAAUGAUGAGCAACAGAGAGAUUAUCUACUUGAAAGGCGGGAUUUGGCCAUUGAUUUCAUCUUCUCUCUUGUACUUAUAGAAGUUUUGAAACAGAUGCCGCUCUACCCGACCCUUGACAGUUUGGUGAAUGAAGUCAUUAACUUAGCCUUUAAGCACUUUAGAUACAAAGAGGGGUAUCAUGGUCCGAACACUGGCAACAUGCACACUGUAGCAGACCUCUAUGCUGAAGUCAUAGGAGUAUUAGCCCAGUCCAAGUUUCCUGCUGUGAAGAAGAAGUUUAUGACUGAGCUAAAGGAGCUGCGGCAAAAAGAGCAGAAUCCAUAUGUGGUCCAGAGUACCAUUAGCCUCAUCAUGGGGGUCAAGUUCUUCCGAAUUAAGAUGUAUCCCGUUGAGGAUUUUGAAGCCUCUUUUCAGUUUAUGCAGGAGUGUGCCCAGUAUUUCCUGGAAGUCAAAGACAAGGACAUUAAGCAUGCUUUAGCUGGCCUCUUUGUUGAGAUUCUGGUUCCCGUGGCAGCAGCUGUGAAGAACGAGGUGAACGUACCAUGCCUGAGGAAUUUUGUGGACAGCUUGUACGACACAAGCCUGGACUUGUCCUCCAGGAAGAAGCACUCACUGGCAUUUUACCCUUUGGUGACGUGCCUGCUGUGUGUCAGCCAGAAACAGUUCUUCCUUAACAGAUGGCACAUCUUCCUUAACAACUGCCUCUCAAAUCUGAAGAGUAGAGACCCAAAAAUGGCUCGUGUUGCACUGGAGUCCCUCUAUAGACUGUUGUGGGUUUACAUGAUCAGAAUCAAGUGUGAGAGCAACACUGCGACACAAGGUCGACUCAACACCAUUGUAACAACACUUUUCCCCAAAGGAUCCCGCAGUGUGGUACCAAGAGACAUGCCUCUCAAUAUCUUUGUGAAAAUCAUCCAGUUUAUCGCCCAGGAAAGACUGGAUUAUGCCAUGAAAGAAAUUAUCUUUGACCUUCUGUGUGUUGGGAAACCUGCAAAAGCCUUUAGUCUUAAUCCUGAGAGAAUGAAUAUUGGUCUGAGAGCAUUCCUGGUUGUAGCCGAUAAACUGCAGCAGAAGGACGGUGAGCCUCCCAUGCCUAACACUGGUUGCACUUUGCCCUCUGGGAACACACUCCGAGUAAAGAAGACAUAUUUGAGCAAGACACUAACAGAUGAAGAGGCCAAAGUCAUUGGUAUGUCUCAGUAUUAUUUUCACGUCCGAAAGGCUAUUGACAACAUUCUCAGACACCUGGACAAGGAGGUGGGCCGAUGCAUGAUGAUGACCAAUGCUCAGAUGUUGAACAAAGAGCCUGAGGACAUGAUCACAGGUGAAAGAAAACCUAAGAUCGACUUGUUCAGGACAUGUGUCGCUGCCAUUCCUCGCAUCCUGCCUGAUGGGAUGUCUAAGCCAGAACUCAUAGACCUCCUGUCUCGACUGACAAUCCACAUGGAUGAUGAGCUUCGACUCAUAGCACAGAAUUCCUUGCAAAGUCUGCUGCUGGAUUUCUCCGACUGGCGUGAUGACGUCCUGUUUGGAUUUACCAACUUCCUGUUGCGUGAGGUCCAAGACACCCACCAGGGACUGUUAGAUACAUCCCUUAAAUUACUGCUGCAGCUCCUCACUCAGUGGAAACUCACCCUGGCUGCACCAGGAAAGACAUCUGACACCUCUAAAAUGCACACUGCUGAGCUGCUGCAGACCAGCUCAAGUCUCAAGACGCCUUCAGAACGAGGUCCACACUCCACUGUGCUGCAUGCUGUGGAGGGACUAGCAGUCGUCCUGCUCUGCUCCUGCCAGCUGAGCACCCGCAGACUCGCCAUUGCUAUCCUAAAAGAGAUACGCAGUCUGUUCGUGACUAUCGGACAGUGUGAGGAUGAUGAUAAACCAAUGAUAGAGAUCAUGGAUCAGCUCAGCCCCGGUAUAUUGGAUAGCUUUGUCAACGCUGCAGUCUCUGACACAGUCACCCUGCCAGCUGGUCACCACGUGGACCUGCAGUGGCUCGUGGAGUGGAAUGCAUUGCUUGUCAACAGUCAUUAUGAUAUUAGGAGCCCCUCACAUGUGUGGAUCUUUGCUCAGUCUGUCAAGGACCCCUGGGUGCUGUACAUAUACAGCCUCCUCCGACAGGACAACCUUCCAAAGCACUGCCCCACAGCUCUCAGCUAUGCCUGGCCUUAUGCCUUCACUCGGAUGCAGAUGCUCAUGCCCCUGGUAGACCCAAAUAAUCCAGUGUACGCAAAGAAGACCAGUACCUCUGGCAGUGGGGAUAACUAUAUAACCCUAUGGAGAAACUACCUGAUCCUUUGCUUUGGAGUGGCCAAGCCCAGUAUCAUGAGCCCCAGCCAUCUGAGAGCAUCGACACCUGAGAUCACAGCUCCUACACCUGACAGCAGUGUCAACCUCGAUAACAAGGUUAUCGGGAGCCCAUCUGUGGCUUGGCUUCUGAAGCAGUUGGUUCCACUGAUGAGGGCAGAGAGCAUCGAGUUGACAGAGUCAUUAGUUCUGGGCUUUGGUCGCACCAAUUUUCUUGUGUUCAGAGAGCUUGUGGAGGAGCUGCAUCCCCUUAUGAAAGAGGCAUUAGAGAGAAGACCUGAGAACAAGAAGCGGCGUGAACGACGAGACCUGCUGAGGCUUCAGCUGCUGAGGAUAUUUGAGCUCCUGGCUGAUGCUGGUGUCAUCAGUGAUAGUACAAAUGGAGCAUUGGAACGUGACACACUUGCCCUGGGGGCUCUCUUCCUGGAAUAUGUGGAUCUGACCCGGAUGCUUCUGGAAGCUGAGAAUGAUAAAGAUUCAGAGAUCCUUAAGGACAUCCGAGCUCACUUCAGUGCCAUGGUGGCCAACCUCAUCCAAUGCGUACCAGUGCACCACAGACGCUUCCUGUUUCCACAGCAGAGCCUGCGGCAUCACCUCUUCAUCCUCUUCAGCCAGUGGGCUGGGCCUUUCAGCAUCAUGUUCACUCCUCUGGAUCGCUACAGCGACAGAAAUCAUCAGAUCACAAGAUAUCAGUAUUGUGCCCUAAAGGCUAUGUCUGCUGUGCUGUGCUGUGGGCCUGUGUUUGAUAACGUUGGCCUCUCUCCAGACGGAUACCUCUACAAGUGGCUGGAUAAUAUACUAGCCUGCCAGGAUCAGCGGGUCCAUCAGCUUGGCUGUGAAGUUGUCAUCUUGUUGCUGGAACUCAAUGUUGACCAGGUCAACCUAUUCAACUGGGCUGUGGAUCGUUGCUACACAGGCUCAAAGCAGGUCGCCUCGGGGUGCUUCAAAGCCAUCGCUACAGUCUGUGGCAGCAGCAAAACCUACCCAAGUGACAUAGUAACACUGCUAAAUCUGGUGCUCUUCAAGGCGUCAGACACCAACAGAGAAAUCUAUGAGAUUUCAAUGCAGCUAAUGCAGAUUCUUGAAGCUAAGUUGUUUGCAUACUCUAAGAAGAUUGCAGAGCAGAAGCCAAACAGUAUCCUCUAUGGCACACAUGGUCCACUGCCACCUUUGUACAGUGUUUCCCUACCUCAGCUCUCCAGCCAGCUGGCAAAGAUGUACCCUGAGCUCACACUUUCUCUAUUCUCAGAGGUUAGCCAGAGGUUCCCCACCACUCAUACCAAUGGGAGGCAGAUCAUGCUAACCUACCUCCUGCCCUGGCUUGGUAACAUAGAGCUGGUUGAUAGCGGCCUGCUGCUCCCAAUGUUCUCACCAUGCUCCUCAAGUUACAACUCUUCUAGCCAAUUAACCAGCGCAGGUUCAUCGCACCCACUAAAAGGCACUGGCUGGGGCUCCCUACAAGCUACAUCUAUGGUUCUCAAUAAUCUCAUGUUUAUGACCGCCAAGUAUGGUGAUGAUCUACCUGGACCAGAAAUGGAAAAUGCCUGGAAUGCUUUAGUCAGCAAUGACAAAUGGAGCAACAAUCUGAGAACCACACUGCAGUUUCUCAUCAGCUUGUGUGGUGUCAGCAGUGACACUGCCCUUCUCCCAUAUAUCAAGAAGGUGGUGAUCUAUCUGUGCCGAAACAACACAAUCCAAACCAUGGAGGAACUGAUAUUUGAGUUACAGCAGACUGAUCCUGUGAAUCCUGUGGUGCAACACUGUGAUAGCCCUCCUUUUUAUCGAUUUACAGCCACAAGCAAGGCUUCUGCAGCUGCUUCAGGCACCACAUCAAGCAGCAAUACUGUUGUUGCAGGCCAAGAAAGCUUCACUGAUACAGAUGACACCAAGACUUUAAAGGAGAAUGAGGAGAGGCUUACUCAUAUAAUACGAGCACAUAAUCGUCUGGAAUCACGCUACAGCAACAGCUCGGGAGGAUCUUAUGAUGAAGAUAAGAGUGAACCUUUGCCACCCUAUGCUGACUGGUUUGUGGCUGUUAUUGAGACCAACCAGCCCCACCCUCUGCCCAUGCCUCUGACUGGAGGAUGUUGGGCUCCACUAGUGGACUUUUUACCAGAGACCAUCACUCCCAGGGGACCACUGCACAGGUGUAACAUAGCGGUCAUCUUCAUGACAGAGAUGGUCGUGGACCACAGUGUGACCGAGGAUUGGACCAUGCACCUGCCUUUGCUGCUACAUUCACUGUUUUUGGGCAUGGAUCACUUUCGUCCAGAGGUGUUUGAACACAGUAAACGACUUCUCCUCCACCUGCUCAUCGCAUUGUCAUGCGACAACAACUUCCAGACUAUUGCAGCGGUCUUAUUGCAGACACGUGAGAUCAAUGGUACCAAAACCCUCACCUGCAAACCAAACAUUCAGAUGGAGUACUUGCCUUCAGGAGGUUUUGACUUCCUGCGGGAGUGUCAGGCAUCUCCCGGGCCAGACUCGGGUUUGAGUUCUUCGUCUACGUCAUCCAGUUUAAGUUUGGGGGGCAGCAGCAGCAACCUGCCGGAGAUUUCACAGGAGGUGGAAGAGCUGGUGGCCUCCAAUAAAGUGAAUGACAAAACUAACAAGCUAAUUGAGUUUUUAACCACAAGAGCAUAUGGACCGCUGUGGUGCCAUGAAGACAUUUCACCAAAGAACCAAAUUUCAAAAAGCACUGGGCAGCUGACAAAUUUUCUGCGAUAUGUGGUAUCUGUGUUCAAAGAGUCCAAGUCAGAUUUCCAUCUGGAACAGCAGCUUAGCGACAUAGCGCUGCAGACAGCCUUGUGUAGCUCAUCGCGUCACUACGCUGGCCGCUCCUUUCAGGUGUUUCGAGCCCUUCGCCAGCCAAUAUCUGCCCACGCUGUGUCUGACCUUCUCUCAAGGCUGGUGGAAGUCAUCGGUGAACACGGAGAAGAAGUGCAGGGCUAUGUGAUGGAAAUAUUACUCACGCUGGAGUCAGUGGUGGAUAACUUGGCUGAGUGUCUCAAAAACAGUGAUCUCAUGGCUAUUUUGACAAGAGCCUCGUCCCCAGAAUUCCUCACCAGUUUCAAGCUGCUAUCUAACAGGAAGAGCACAGGGCAGCUCAAUCUUAGGAGAGAAGAAAGGAGCAGACAUCAAAGGAGCUCCUCUGUUCCCAAGAAGUUUGGAGAGGUAGACCGGUGGUCUGAUCCACCACGCAGUGCCACACUGGACCGUAUCCAAGCCUCUGAACAGCAAGCUCUGUUAGCUAAGGUUCGCAGCUCAUCCUCAUCUAGAGACAGUGUGACUGACCCGACAAGCAUCAACCACCCCAGCAACCUGCUAGCCACCAUCUUCUGGGUGGCAGUGUCACUGAUGGAGUCAGACUUUGAGUUUGAGUAUCAGAUGUCUUUAAGACUGUUGAAUAAGCUGCUGGCCAACAUGUCACUGGACAAACAGGAAAACAGAGAGAAGCUGGAGAAACUGCAUAAUCAGCUAAAAUGGAGCACCUUCACUGGGCUGCAGCAGCUCCUUUUAAAGGGUUUCACCUCCAUGUCUACAACCGAUCUCACGCUUCAUCUCUUAUGCCAACUGACUCCUGUGUCGCGAGUGCCUGUUGUGGACACGUCACAAGCCAUAGGUUUUCCUUUGAAUGUUCUCUGCCUGCUCCCUCAUCUGGUGCAGAACUUUGAUGGCCCCACACAGUUCUGUCAGGAGGUUGCUGAGAGGAUAGCACAGGUAUGCCUUGAGGAGAACAAUGCCAAGCUUUCCAACCUUGCUCAUGUCAUGGCUCUGUACAAAACACACUCCUACACACGAGACUGCUUCUCUUGGGUCAAUGUGGUGUGUCGAUAUCUUCACGAAGCUUUCUCGGAUAUCACCCUGAGUCUGGUCACUUAUAUGGCAGAGCUGUUGGAGAAAGGUCUCCCAAGUAUGCAGCAGACCCUUUUGCAAAUUAUCUACAGCCUCCUGAGCCACAUGGACUUGAGUGUAAUUCAAGCCAAACCCUUCAACAUAGAGGUGCUCAAGACAAUAGAGAAAUUUGUCCAGACUGUUCAUUGGAGAGAAGCACAGAAUAUACUCAAGCUGGUGGUUUCUCGAUCGGCCAGUUUGGCACAGCCUUCAUUUCCACAAAGUGACCUCUCCUAUGAGGACAUCAGCCGUGUCUGGGACCGCUCUUCCAAGGCCUUGCCUGGGAAAACGCUGGAUUUCCACUUUGACAUAUCUCAGACGCCAGUGAUUGGUCGUCGUUUUGAUGAUCUCCGACGCACUCCAGGCCAGGAUGUGAAGAGCAUGACGACAGCAGUGACUCACAGCACCUCCUCUACCUCCUCUGGAUCCACUUUAAACAACGUGUUGGUGCCAGUCAGCUGGAAAAGGCCUCAAUCUUCUCAGAAAAGAACACGGGAAAAACUGGUGAAUGUGUUGUCUCUGCUGGGACAAGAAGUGGGGCUCACAAAAAAUCCUUCAGUGAUCUUCUCAAGUUGUGGGGAGCUGGAUCUUAUGGAGCACCAGCCUAGCCAGGUAUCCUCUGAUGACGGGACUCGGGAACCAGAAAACACAGAUGACACCACCUCAGAGCAGCAGUUCAGAGUCUUUAGAGACUUUGACUUCCUGGAUGUUGAGCUUGAGGAUGGAGAGGGAGAGACUAUGGACAACUUCAACUGGGGUGUGCGUAGACGCUCUAUGGACAGUCUGGACCGAAAUGACCUGCAGCCUUUGGAGGAAAGUCAGAUGUCCAGCGGCAUGCCCAGCCUCAGCAAGCUCGCUCAUGAAGAUUCAGACGAGUCAUCUGAGGAGGAUUCCCUCACCACCAGCCGGACACUCUCCCACUCACAGCUUACUGUCAGCCUCUCUCCAACUGCAGAGAUGAGUAGCAUUGACUCUCCCUCUCCCUUCUGCGAUACCACUUCAGCAAAUUCGACUCCUCUGAGCACCAAAAAUCCAAGUUUCGAGGUCCAACAACCAGAGGACUCGAAGCAGCGGCAUGAGAUGUCACAAGAAGAUGAUGACAACAUUGUCCAUGAGAAUGACAUUUCUCUCUCCAUCACUGAGCUGCCCAUUGAGUAUCACUGUGCUGACAGUUUGACAAUAGAUAGAACUAACAAUGAUUACAAAGGAGAACUAGAUCUUGAAGGCUGCUUACCAAGUCUUGCUGAGGAAGAGCGAGAUGACAUGCUGGAGUCGCGUUCUUCACCACCACCGUCACCUUUCUUCUCCGCCAUCCUUGCGGCUUUCCAGCCAACCAUGUGCGAUGAUGCAGAAGAGGCUUGGCGAAGCCACAUCAACCAGCUUGUGUCUGACUCAGAUGGGUCCUGUGCCGUCUACACUUUUCAUGUGUUUUCCUCACUUUUUCAGAAUAUCCAAACCAAAUUUUGUUCUUUGACCUGUGACGCCGUCAGUUACCUUGGUGAUGGCCUGAGAGGACUAGGAUCAAAGUUUUUGAGGUCUUCUCAGAUGCUGACAUCAUGUUCAGAGUGCCCAACACUUUUUAUUGAUGCAGACACAAUCAUGUCUUAUGGACUCCUUGAAAAGAUGAAAUUUAGUGUGUUGGAACUUCAAGAAUAUUUUGAUACUUACAACAACAGAAAGGAGGCAGUUCUCACAUGGUUGAGCAACUGUAAAGCUGCUUUUCCCAAGAGUGCUGGGGGUUCGGUGAUAACAUGUCAACCACUGGAGCAUGAGGAAAAGCAAAUGGAAUUUCUGGCUCAACUGGAGCUCUGUCAAAGACUCUACAAACUCCACUUUCAGUUAUUGCUGCUUUUUCAGUCCUACUGCAAGCUGAUUGAACAGGUCCAUGCAAUAAGCUCUGUUCCAGAGCUGACAAACAUGUCCAAAGAGCUUAAUGAGUUGAAGAGCAACCUGAGGUUAGCAGCUGCUUCAGUGGCAAAUGAUGAGAUUGCUGCCUGUGAGAGUUCCUGCUCUGAGCUGGUUUUUAGCUCCUCCGAGGCUGCAGUGCAGGCCAUCCUAGAAGGUCUGAAGAACAAUGACUUUCCAACCGCUGUUCACUACAUUCGUGUGUGCAGAACAACGUGGCCUAAUGAUAUCUUUGGUAGCCACUCUGAGGGUGAGGUCCAAACAUUGCUGAACAUCUACUUUAGACAUCAAACUCUGGGUCAGACAGGAACUUUUGCUCUGGUGGGCUCAAAGCAAGACUUGACAGAAAUUUCUGUCAAGUUGAUGGAACUUAAUGGAGAAACUCGGGACAUGAUCCGAAGAGCCCAGGGCUACCGCACCAUCACAGCUUUUCUCCCAGACUCCAGGGUUUCAGGCUCAACUCUCUGAUGACUCUGACAGCCAGAACUACAAAACACCCAAUGUCAUGCCUAGUGUCACCUGUUGUCUGUGGUAGCUGCUAUCAUCUCAAGGGUGAACUUUCUCUUGGGAAUAACCAAACCCCUGUUUCCUCUUCUUGCUUAAAAUACAUCAGAAUGUCAUGAAGUCCAAUCUUCAGAUGUGCAGCAGUACUGUUGUUUUUAGACUGAUGAGUGACUUUGCUGUUACAAACACAGUACAGCUUUUAUUGCACUAAUAAUAGAAAUGUCACAAAGCAGCCUGUUUGUACUGAAGUACAUAAUUUUCACAUUUAAAGAAAAAUGAAAUGAAAUGAAAUACCAAAGCUGAGUGAUUCUCUUUCAGUUAUUUUGUUUUAAUUGUCAAGGGAAAAUGUGCAAUCCUUCACUAAAGUGGAAGACCUUUACUGUCUCCUGAAAGAAUGUAUUUGAAUAUCAUAGCAUUGGAAAACAUGAACACUGUUAGCACAGAAAAAGGGAGGCUUCAUUACUUGGUUUGUGCGUUGGUGUAGGUGUGUUAUGAGUGUGCUUGAGUGUGUGAAUUCAAGUCUGACGACCAUCACAGAUGGAAUUAUUAAGACUGAUUUGUAUAUUGAAAGUGGUUCAUGUUAAAAAGAAAUUCUGACAUGCUGCAGAUCUACUGUAAUGUCUCUCAAUCCUACAAGCUCUUGUGUGGGUUAUCUGUUACUCAAAACAUCUUACUGUACCUUUUACCUGUGCAGCUUUUAGCAAAUAGGUAAAUUAUUUAUAUUGUUAACAAAAGCAAACAUGCUUUUAUCAGACUAGAUUUAUAGAAAAAAUAUUUUAUUUUAUCUGUUAAACCUGCCAAGCGUGCAAAUUCUGUGUACAAUAAAAAUGUAAUAGUAAAGUUUAUGAACAAAGAGAGAUACUAUUUUAAAUGAAAGAAAAUGUACAUAGUGAAAAGGGGGGCUUUGCUGAGACUCAUCAGAUUGUAUUUUUAUGAAGUUACAAUUAAGGUGCAUGCAGAGUGAGUAGCUACAUAUACAUAUAUAAAUAAAUCUUCCACAAAAGUGGUGUAGCCUUUGGCCUUGUAAAUGCUGUAAAAACUGCCUUUGCAAUGUACUGUACUUUGGUAUUCUGUACACUAAUACAACAAUAAAAUUAAGCUUAGAUUUCUUA
Messenger RNA from Pelmatolapia mariae (spotted tilapia), 10409 nucleotides. It is a transcript of the gene frya, whose product is annotated as furry homolog a (Drosophila). Lineage: Eukaryota; Metazoa; Chordata; Actinopteri; Cichliformes; Cichlidae. Gene Ontology annotation, biological process: neuron projection development; cell morphogenesis. The transcript is spliced from 62 exons. The record is from RefSeq and is a predicted model, not a curated record. Gene Ontology annotation, cellular component: site of polarized growth; cell cortex. Bases 226 to 9261 code for a protein of 3011 amino acids.